UCGAUAUACCGAUAUUUGUGUAGUCGAUAUAUACAUCGUUAUUAAACAGCUGUUCGCUGGCACUAGAAUUAAAAAUAAACAUAAUAUAAUUGAUUUUCUACCCAAAAAUAUUGAAGUCGACGAGCUGCGCAAAGUGGCCGCUCUCUUGGUUGUGCACAGGAUUGAGACUGAAAGUGACGUGACCGGCGACAGCGAUGGGUUCCGACGACCAGAGUGCCGCCGACAAGAUCCAGAAGGGAUUCCAGAUAAAUUACAUGAUAUUGCGUGACGCGGACAGCGGCAAGAUAAUAUGGCAAGAGAACAAGGACUUUUCGGCUCCGGAUGUGGAGCACGAGGCGCGGGUGCCCGUCAAAAUACUGGACAUGCGGGCGGUAUCGCGUGAGAUCAACUUUAGCACCGUCGAGUCGAUGGAGAACUUCAGGCUCGACCAGAAGGUGCUCUUCAAGGGCCGCAUCAUGGAGGAGUGGUUCUUCGAGAUGGGCUUCGUCGGCGCCAGCACCACCAACACCUGGCAGUCGACCAUCGAGGCGGCCCCCGAGUCCCAAAUGAUGCCAGCCAAGGUCUUAAAUGGCAAUGUGACAAUUCAAACCAGUUUCUAUGACAACGAAACACUCAUCACAAAAUCGGUUGUGCGCCUCUACUACAUCUAAAUGAAUGUGAGUCAGCGUCGGUCGGCCCACACUCGCACACGGCCAGGUGUUCACUCUUCACACUCGCCCACAAACAUAUGUAUACAUAUACAUAAGUCUAUAUAUAUAUAGAUCUUCUGCAAUUCUGCCCGUUGCUAAUGCACAACCAACGUCUCAAAAUGUUCUCCGCGAAACGGGAGAAGUUCUCUUCUCUUUGAAGUUUCUGCAUUUCAAUGCAAUUGUUAGUGCGUUUGUAGUUCUAGAUGAAUGCAUUUUAAUAUAAUUUUACACGAUACAUACUAUAUUAAUUUAUUAAUAAAGCGUUAACGAAUGUAAUAUGCA
Drosophila pseudoobscura is the source of this 971-nucleotide messenger RNA. It is a transcript of the gene PrBP, whose product is annotated as Prenyl-binding protein. Lineage: Eukaryota; Metazoa; Arthropoda; Insecta; Diptera; Drosophilidae. The coding region runs from base 195 to 650 and encodes 151 amino acids. The transcript has a single exon. Gene Ontology annotation, cellular component: cytoplasm. Gene Ontology annotation, biological process: sensory perception of light stimulus. The record is from RefSeq and is a predicted model, not a curated record.